AUGGACUCGUACAAUCUCAAGACGGCGUCGACGUACAUCAACAACCUGCUGCUUGCGCGGGGGCUGUUGCGCAAUGGCACGCCCAUUGAGUUUGCGCAUCCGUCGAGGGGAGAAGGGGGGAAAGAGGCCACCAUGGCCCAGAUCAUCAACCUGGUGCACGACCUGAUAUUGAAGCGCGAUCGCGACCAGGAAUACCGCGAAUCCAGCGCCGACACGCUGCGAAGCCUGCGCGCCGAGUCGACGCGCCAGACGGCCGCCCUCGAGAAGCAGCACAACCGCAAUGCCGACCUAUCGCGACAGCUCUCGCUCGCCCAGGCGCAAGAGCAGUCGGCGCGCAAAGCCCUGCACACGGCCGAGUCGUCGGCGCGGAAGCUGCGCGCCGAGAUGCAGCGCCUCAAGACGACGGUCGACCAAGUGCGCACCAGCUGCACCAACGACGUGCGCAAGCGCGACAAGGAGAUUGCACGCCUCAAGAGCCACCUGACGAGCCAGCAGCGCGGCAACAAGACGGGCCUCGUCGGCGCAAGCAUCACCAUCAACCCCGGCAGCACGGGCUUGGGCGCCGCUACUGGCCAUGCGCGCGACGAAUCGCCCAAUGUCGACGACCCCGAAUACAGCCUGAAGCAGGAGACGACCGAGUUCUUGACCCAGCUGAGCCAGAGCUUGAGCGACGAGAACGACAACCUCAUCGGCCUCGUGCGGAGCGCCCUGGUGACGCUGCGAGAGCUACAAGGCAUGCCCGAAGUCAAUCGCAAACAAGACGCAGACGACGCCUCGGUCGCGGGCGACGAGCAAGACGACACGCAACAGGACAUGCUGCACACGCUGCCUACCGACUACGAGACUCUCGCCGACGACAUGGACACGGUCUUGGACAACCUGAAGAACCUCCUCACAAAUCCAAACUUUGUAGCAGUGGACGAGGUCGAGAUGCGCGAGGAGGAGAUACACAGGCUGCGCGCGGGCUGGGAGAAGAUGGAGGCGCGGCUGCGCGAGUCGUUCCUCCUCAUGGACUCCUGGCGAAAGCGCAUGACCAAUGGCGACACCAUCAAUCUCGAGGAGCUUAGGAUGGGACUAGGAUUUGGCGAAGGGUUCGAGACGGUCGACAGGGAAGGAUUCUCCGUGAUUGACGAAGAAAGCGAGGCCGAGGAAGCUGCAAGCUCAGCCUUGGAAGAAGACGUGGACAAUACAGAAGAGCAAGACGAGGCCGUCUACCUGCCCUCACCCAAUCCACACGCGAGACCAGACAAGACAACUGGGCCCGAUGUCUUCAGCAUCAAGUUGCAACCCAGCCAGCCAGCGUUGAGGGAGACCAACGGCAACAAGUCGCCCAGUCGAUCGCCCCGCAAAGUCGCCUUCUCAGCGUCCAUACCGAAUACACCGUCUCAGGUGGACGGAGAGAACGCAGACACGUCUGGGAUAGAUCUAGUCGAUGCGGAGAAGGCUAGUCGGCCAACCUCUGCAGCCAAACCACCUCGUUCUGAAGAACGAGCGUCAAGACCAACGAGUCAAGACAGACCACGCCAUACCAAGAAGCGCUUGUCGAGCCCACGUGCCCAUCCCGACGAGCGAUCGCCAAAGCUAUCGGUCCAAGACAAGUUACGAGAGGCCGCGGAAGCAGCCGCUGUAACCGACGGAGACAUCUCCACCAAGAAGACAGACGAAAGCACCGAAGUGUCCGAGGAAAACCCUAAGAAGCGGGCACCUAGAUCUCCCGUCAAGACACGAAUCAGUGGGAGGCCAAAGAGGAGAAAAAGCACCUUGACGCCAGAGGAGCUGGCAAAUCUUCUAGGCUGCUAG
Alternaria ethzedia is the source of this 1800-nucleotide messenger RNA. RefSeq lists its product as uncharacterized. The coding region runs from base 1 to 1800 and encodes 599 amino acids. The transcript has 3 exons. The record is from RefSeq and is a predicted model, not a curated record. Lineage: Eukaryota; Fungi; Ascomycota; Dothideomycetes; Pleosporales; Pleosporaceae.